Pseudonaja textilis is the source of this 280-nucleotide messenger RNA. The record is from RefSeq and is a predicted model, not a curated record. NCBI's taxonomy places the organism in Eukaryota, Metazoa, Chordata, Lepidosauria, Squamata, Elapidae.
AUGUAUAUAAAGAUGGCCACGUUAGCAAACGGACAAGCAGACAAUCCCAGCCUCAGUAGCACCCACACUAACCCCAACCCCAACGGGCACAUGAACGGAUUAAACCACAGUCCGGGGAACGCCGCCACCAUUCCCAUGAAGGACCACGAUGCCAUCAAGCUCUUCGUCGGGCAGAUCCCUCGCAACCUGGACGAGAAGGACCUCAAGCCGCUUUUCGAAGAGUUCGGGAAAAUAUACGAACUGACGGUGCUGAAGGACCGCUUCACCGGCAUGCACAAAG